CCUAAGGCAUUGUUUGGAUGAAAUAAAAAAUUUCUGAUUCAAAUUUCAAAAUAUCCUUCUUGGCUCGAUCAUCGAAUCAAAGCAAAGGGGCAAACACCUGAGAGGGCUCGUGUCGUGUUAGACAAGACAACACACACUAAGCAAAGUUUGAUUCCACAGUUUCAAAACGCGAACAACAUUUUGGCUCUUAUUAUUCAGAUUCAGAAACUUGGAGGAACAUGAAUAGUUCAUCACCGGCUCAUUCUUCGCUAUCGACGACGGCGGUUGUUGGUGGUGGUGGCGGCGGCGGAAGCAGCAGCAACGCGGCUGUUUCCGUUGACGAUUUUAAUUUGCCGUGUGAUCCCAUCUCAUCGCAUGAGCGCAAGGACGAGGCCAUGCUAGCUUUAAAAUCAGAUCUCAUGGCUGCACUUGACAAGGAGGUUAAAUCGUUGAGUGAAGAUAACUGGAAGUUUGAAGGGCCUCGAUCGCGGGUCCACCUUGUAUCACAUCGAGUGUGUAGGUUGGUUGGAGACAUUACUAUAAAGGAAUGAUGGUGCGAUAGUGAAGAAUGGAGAUGCCUAUAAUCAAGACUAGAGUUAAGCAUGCAAAUCACUGAUAGUGGUACAACCUCAAAUGAAAUAAUGUAGGAUCCAUGAAUCAGAUUUUCGGAUCACAACCCGAACUUUAAGGCAAAACCAUGUUUUCACUCUACAUAUUGAAAUUUAGCACAU
Messenger RNA from Cajanus cajan (pigeon pea), 710 nucleotides. RefSeq names its product valine-tRNA ligase (gene SAMBA). The record is from RefSeq and is a predicted model, not a curated record. NCBI's taxonomy places the organism in Eukaryota, Viridiplantae, Streptophyta, Magnoliopsida, Fabales, Fabaceae. Gene Ontology annotation, biological process: negative regulation of organ growth. Gene Ontology annotation, molecular function: anaphase-promoting complex binding.